GGCUUGGUGGGCGGCGGGCGAGUCUCGCGCGACUUUGGGCGGCCCCGCCCCUCCCCUCCUCUUGGUUGACGAGACGCCGCCGCCGCCGUCGACGCCGCUGCCGCUUCUCUUUCUCUUUUCCUGCCGAAGAGGAAGGAAGGAAGGAAAGACAGGUCAUCCCUUGAGGUUGUGGCGGUGAACAUGCCAUUGUGAGACCCGGCCAGGAUCGCUCUCAUAGGAGCGGCGAGAUCAAAGGAGGACAAGACCUGAUGGCAAAUGCAUAGGCAGACAUGGCCGCCAUGGUUCCCCCGGUGAAGCUGAAAUGGCUGGAGCACCUGAACAGCUCGUGGAUCACGGAGGACAGCGAGUCCAUUGCCACGCGGGAGGGGGUGGCGGUGCUGUACGCCAAGCUGGUGGGCAACAAGGAGGUGGUGCCCUUGCCGCAGCAGGUGCUCUGCCUGAAGGGGCCCCAGCUGCCCGACUUUGAGCGCGAGUCCCUGUCCAGCGACGAGCAGGACCACUACCUGGACGCCCUGCUCAGCAGCCAGCUGGCCCUGGCCAAGAUGGUGUGCUCUGACUCGCCCUUCGCCGGCGCCCUGCGCAAGCGCCUGCUGGUCCUGCAGCGCGUCUUCUACGCCCUCUCCAACAAGUACCACGACAAGGGCAAGGUCAAGCAGCAGCAACACUCCCCUGAGAGUAGCGCAGGGUCGGCGGAUGUCCAUUCGGUCAGCGAGCGGCCGCGGUCGAGCACGGACGCCCUGAUCGAGAUGGGGGUGCGGACAGGGCUCAGCCUCCUGUUUGCGCUGCUGCGGCAGAGCUGGAUGAUGCCUGCCACUGCCGGGACAGGGCUGAGCCUGUGCAACGACGUCAUCCGCACGGCCAUCGAGGUGGUCAGCUCCCUGCCCCCACUCUCCCUUGCCAAUGAGAGCAAGAUCCCGGCCAUGGGACUGGACUGCCUCUCCCAGGUCACCGCCUUCCUCAAGGGAGUGACCGUCCCCAACUCCGGGGCAGACACGCUGGGCCGGCGCCUGGCCUCCGAGCUGCUCCUGGGCCUGGCCGCCCAGCGCGGCUCCCUGCGCUACCUCCUGGAGUGGAUUGAGAUGGCGCUGGGCGCGUCGGCCGUGGUCAACGCCAUGGAGAAGAGCAGGACGCUGCCCGCCCAGGAGGGCAUGGUCGGCUUUGACUGCUUCAUGAACAUACUCAUGCAGAUGCGCCGGUCCUUGGGAUCGUCUGCGGAUCGAAGCCAGUGGAAGGAACCCACGCGAACCUCCGACGGCUUAUGCUCACUUUACGAGGCAGCCUUGUGCCUCUUUGAGGAGGUCUGCCGCAUGGCCUCUGACUACUCCCGCACAUGCGCCAGCCCCGACAGCAUCCAGACCGGCGGUGACGCUCCCGUCGUCUCUGAGACGUGCGAGGUCUACGUCUGGGGCAGCAACAGCAGCCACCAACUGGUGGAAGGCACCCAGGAGAAGAUCCUCCAGCCCAAGCUGGCCCCCAGCUUUUCCGAUGCGCAGACAAUUGAAGCCGGACAGUACUGCACCUUUGUCAUUUCCACGGACGGCUCUGUCCGGGCCUGUGGCAAAGGCAGCUACGGGCGGCUCGGACUCGGCGACUCCAACAAUCAAUCCACUCUGAAGAAGCUGACCUUCGAGCCCCACCGGUCGAUCAAGAAGGUGUCGUCGUCCAAAGGCUCGGACGGCCACACGCUGGCCUUCACCACCGAAGGAGAGGUCUUCAGCUGGGGAGACGGCGACUACGGGAAGCUGGGCCACGGGAACAGCUCCACGCAGAAGUACCCCAAGCUCAUCCAGGGCCCCUUGCAAGGAAAGGUCGUGGUGUGCGUUUCAGCUGGAUACCGACACAGCGCCGCCGUGACCGAAGAUGGCGAAUUAUACACCUGGGGCGAAGGAGAUUUUGGGCGGCUAGGUCACGGUGACAGUAACAGCCGCAACAUUCCCACUCUCGUCAAGGACAUUAGCAACGUGGGCGAGGUCUCCUGCGGCAGCUCCCACACCAUCGCUUUAUCCAAAGAUGGGCGAACCGUUUGGUCCUUCGGAGGAGGAGACAAUGGCAAACUUGGCCACGGCGACACCAACAGAGUCUACAAGCCUAAAGUGAUAGAAGCGCUGCAGGGAAUGUUCAUCAGGAAGGUUUGUGCCGGGAGCCAGUCGUCGCUGGCGCUGACCUCAACGGGGCAGGUCUACGCCUGGGGCUGCGGAGCCUGCUUGGGGUGCGGCUCCUCCGAAGCGACCGCCCUCCGGCCCAAGCUCAUCGAGGAGCUGGCCGCCACCCGGAUCGUGGACAUCUCCAUCGGGGACAGCCACUGCUUGGCCCUUUCGCAUGAUAACGAGGUGUACGCCUGGGGCAACAACUCCAUGGGCCAGUGCGGGCAGGGCAACUCCACCGGGCCCAUCACCAAGCCCAAGAAAGUGAGCGGCCUGGACGGAGUGGCCAUCCAGCAGAUCUCGGCCGGGACCUCCCACAGCCUGGCCUGGACCGCCCUGCCCAGGGACAGGCAAGUGGUGGCCUGGCACCGGCCUUACUGCGUGGAUCUCGAGGAAAGCACCUUCUCGCACCUCCGCUCUUUCCUGGAACAGUAUUGCGACAAAAUCAACAGCGAAGUCCCUCCCCUUCCUUUCCCUUCCUCCAGGGAGCACCACCACUUCCUGAAGCUGUGCCUGAAGCUGCUCUCCAACCACCUGGCCCUGGCCCUGGCCGGCGGAGUGGCCACCAGCAUCCUGGGCAGGCAGGCUGGGCCCCUGCGCAACCUCCUCUUCCGCCUGAUGGACUCCUCCGUCCCAGACGAGAUCCAGGAAGUUGUGAUUGAGACCCUCUCGGUUGGCGCCACGAUGCUGCUUCCGCCCUUGAGAGAGAGAAUGGAGCUGCUGCAUUCCCUGCUGCCCCAAGGCCCCGACCGGUGGGAGAGCCUCUCCAAAGGACAGCGGAUGCAGCUGGACAUCAUCCUGACCAGCCUGCAGGACCACACGCACGUGGCCUCCCUGCUGGGCUAUAGCUCCCCUUCGGACGCCACGGACGUCUCCUCACUCUGCAUGGCCUACGCAAACCUCUCCGACCCCUCCUUCGGCGCCCAGGGCCACCACCCGGACACCCACCUGGCCGAGAUCCUCAUGAAGACCCUCCUGCGCAACCUGGGGUUCUAUACAGACCAGGCCUUUGGGGAGCUGGAAAAGAACAGCGACAAGUUCCUGCUGGGGACGUCGUCCUCGGAGAACAGCCAGCCGGCCCACCUGCACGAGCUGCUCUGCUCCCUCCAGAAGCAGCUCCUGGCCUAUUGCCACAGCAGCAGCCUCGGGGAGAACUCCAGCAGCAGCGUGGCCCUCCUGCACAAGCACCUGCAGCUCCUGCUUCCGCACGCCACCGACAUCUUCUCCCGCUCUGCCAUCCUGCUGAAGGAGAGUUCCUGGAACGGCAGCGUCGGCGAAAAGCUCCGAGACGUGGUGUAUGUCUCUGCUGCAGGAAGCAUGCUCUGCCAGAUUGUGAACUCCCUGCUGCUGCUGCCGGUCUCCGUCGCCCGCCCUCUGCUGAGCUUCCUCUUGGACCUCUUGCCCCCACUCGACCGGCUCAACCGGCUGCUCCCGGCAGCGGCGCUUCUGGAAGACCAGGAGUUGCAAUGGCCGCUCCACGGCGGCCCGGAGCUGGUGGACCCGUCGGGGGUGCCCUUGCCGCAGCCGGCCCAGUCGUGGGUGUGGCUGGUGGACCUGGAGCGCACGGUGGCGCUGCUGAUCGGCCGCUGCCUGGGGGGGAUGCUGCAGGGCUCCCCCGCCUCUCCCGAGGAGCAGGACACCGCCUUCUGGCUCAAGACGCCCCUCUUCAGCGACGGCGUCGAGAUGGACAUCCCACAACUAGAGAAGUCCAUGAGUUCCCUGCUGGAGGCGGCCCUCUCCGGCAACGAGGAGCAGAAGCCCUUUGACUACAAGCUGCGCCCGGACAUCUCCGUCUUUGUGGACCUGGCCUUGGGCUGCGCCAAGGAGCCCUCCCGCAGCCUCUGGGUCAGCAUGCAGGACUACGCCGUCAGCAAAGAUUGGGACAGCGCCACGCUGAGCAGCGAGUCCCUCCUGGACACCGUCUCCAGGUUUGUCCUGGCUGCCCUUCUGAAGCAUACCGGCCUCCUCGGCCAGGCCAGCGGAGAGAGCAGGUACCAGCCGGGCAAAGCGCUGGUUGAAGUGUAUCGGUGCGUGUACAAGGUCCGGAGCCGCUUGCUCGCCUGCAAGAACAUGGAGCUCAUUCAGACACGCUCAUCCUCCAGAGACCGAUGGCUGUCGGAGAACCUGGACUCCUCGGAGCUGGAUGCGCAGGAGAGCUCCUUCACGCGCACCAUUGACGAGGAGGCGGAGAUGGAGGAGCAGGCCGAGCGGGAGCGGGAGGAGGGCCACCCGGAGCAGGAGGAGGAGGAGGAGGAGCGCGAGCACGAGGUCAUGACGGCCGGCAAAAUCUUUCAAUGUUUCCUAUCAGCCCGCGAAGUGGCGCGCAGCCGGGAGCGGAGCGGCGGCGACAGAGGAGGGGCGGGGGCGCGCCUGGAGGGGGAGCCGCCCCCGGAGUGCCCGCAGGAGCGGCGCGGCAGCAGGGAGCUGCUCCUCCCGGAAGGGCAGGACGUCUACACGGCCGCCUGCAACGCCGUGGUCCACCGCUGCGCCCUGCUCAUCCUGGGGGUCAGCCCCGUGGUCGAGGAGCUGCAGCGGCAGCGGAGGGAGGAAGGGCCCACCCCCCAACAGCAGCAGCAGCAGCAGCAGCAGCCGCCCACCUCCCUCUCCGGAGGAGGAGGAGGAGGAGCAGGAACAGGAGGGCUCAUGACCAGAAGCGAGAGCCUGACGGCCGAGAGCCGCUCGAUCCACUCCAUGUCCAGCUACAAGCUGAUGAAGUCGCGGAGCGAGUCGGACCUGUCCCAGCCCGAAUCCGACGAAGAAGGCUGCUCCCUGAACGGACGGCGAAAUGUGGACCUGGACUUGGCGUCGUCGCAUAGGAAGAGGGUGUGUUUGCUCCUUCUGGGCCAGUUGAGCCCCAGGAAAAAGAAGAGCGGCAAGCAAGUACCCCACGGCAUGGGGCACGGCCCCAUGGAGGCCCUGAGCGACUCCUGGACGCGCCUGAAGCAGCGCGACUGGUUCUACGGCUCCUCCUCCUGCCUCUUCGGGGAGUCGCUGUCCGACUUUGACCCCAGCCAGGCCGUUGGGCUCCACACCCUCAUCGAGAACGUGGUGGGCUUCAUCAGCGGGGACGUGGGCAGCGCGCCGGGCUUCAAGGAGCCCGAGGAGAGCAUGUCCACCAGCCCACAGGCCUACGUGCUCGCCAUGGAGCAGCAGCAGCAGCGCGCCGAGCUGCGCCUGGAGGCCCUGCACCAGAUCCUGGUCCUGCUCUCCGGGAUGGAAGAGGAGAAGAGCAGCAGCAGCAGCAGCAGCGCCUCUGCCGCCUCCGCCGUCGUGUCCCCGCUGGGGGUGCGCCAAGGGCUGGCCUUCCCCUCCGCCUCCCUCCUCACCUCAGUGCGGCUGCAGUUCCUGGCCGGGUGCUUCGGCCUGGGCUCCGUGGGGCACGCAGGCGCCAAGGGGGAGAGCGUCCGCCUCCAUCACUACCAGGACGGCAUCCGGGCCGCCAAGAGGAACAUCCAGGCGGAGAUCCAGGUGGCGGUGCACAAGAUCUAUCAGCAGCUGUCGGCCACGCUGGAAAGGGCCCUCCAGGCAAAUAAACACCACAUCGAGGCCCAGCAGCGCCUCCUGCUGGUGACGGUCUUUGCGCUGAGCGUGCACUACCAGCCGGUGGACGUCUCCUUGGCCAUCUCCACCGGCCUGCUCAACGUCCUCUCCCAGCUCUGUGGGACGGACACCAUGCUGGGACAGACCCUGCAGCUCCUCCCCAAGUCCGGCGUCUCCCAGCUCAGCACCGCCCUCAAGGUCGCCAGCACCCGGCUCCUCCAGAUCCUCGCCAUCACCACCGGGACCUACGCGGACAAGCUGAGCCCCAAAGUGGUGCAGUCCUUGCUGGACCUGCUGUGCAGCCAGCUGAAGAACCUGCUCUCGCAGGCCGGAGGGGUGCUCAUGGCCUCCUUUGGGAAGAAAGAGGACGGUGAGCUGGAGCCGGAGGAGGAGAAGAAAGCCGAGUCCAACGGAGAGAGCGAGAGGAGGGACUUCAGAGUGGCCCUCCGGAAGCAGCACGCGGCCGAGUUGCACCUGGGCGACUUCUUAGUCUUCCUGAGGAGGGUGGUCUCUUCCAAAGCCAUCCAGUCCAAGAUGGCUUCUCCAAAGUGGACGGAAGUGCUGCUGAACAUCGCCUCCCAGAAGUGCUGCUCAGGCGUCCCUUUGGUGGGCAACCUGCGCACCCGGCUGCUGGCCCUGCACGUCCUGGAGGCCGUCCUGCCCGCCUGCGAGUCCGGGGUGGAAGACGACCAGAUGGACCAGGUGAUUGAGCGGCUGUUUUCCCUCUUGUCGGACUGCAUGUGGGAGAGCCCCGUGGCGCAAGCGAAGCACGUCAUUCAGAUCAAGGAGAAAGAGCAAGAGAUGAAGCUGCAGAAACAGGGCGAGUCGGAAGAAGAGGACGAGAACCUCCCGAUCCAGGAAGUGUCCUUUGACCCGGAGAAGGCCCAGUGCUGCAUCGUGGAGAGCGGGCAGGUCCUGACCCACGGGAGCGGCGGGAAGGGCUACGGCCUGGCCUCCACCGGCGUCACCUCCGGAUGCUACCAGUGGAAGUUCUACAUCGUGAAGGAGAACCGGGGCAACGAGGGGACCUGUGUGGGGGUCUCGCGCUGGCCGGUGCACGACUUCAACCACCGCACGACCUCGGACAUGUGGCUCUACCGCGCCUACAGCGGGAACCUCUACCACAAUGGGGAGCAGACCCUGACGCUGACCAGCUUCACCCAGGGGGACUUCAUCACCUGCGUGCUGGACAUGGAGGCACGGACCAUCUCCUUCGGCAAGAACGGAGAGGAACCCAAGCUGGCCUUUGAGGACGUGGACGCGGCAGAGCUCUACCCCUGCGUGAUGUUCUAUAGCAGCAAUCCUGGAGAAAAGGUCAAGAUCUGUGACAUGCAGAUGCGUGGGACGCCGCGUGACCUGCUCCCGGGGGACCCCAUUUGCAGCCCGGUGGCCACGGUGCUGGCAGAGGCCACCGUCCAGCUCAUCCGCAUCCUCCACCGGACGGACCGCUGGACGCACUGCAUCAACAAGAAGAUGGCGGAGCGGCUGCACAAGAUCAAGUGCUGCCUCAAGGAGGCCUCCUCCUCCUCCGCUGCGGCCACUUCCUCUGUCGCCGCCGGGCAGAAGCUGAAGAAGAGCCGCUCGGUGCAGAGCCGGGAGGAGAGCGAGGCGCGCGAGGAGAAGGAGAAGGAGGCGGAGGAGCAGCAGCGGGGCAAGCACGGCGGCGGGGGCAGCAGUGGGGGCCGCCACGGCCUGGCCGACCUCUCAGAGCCCCAGCUGAAGACCCUCUGCGUGGAGGUCUGGCCCGUGCUGGCCGUCAUUGGCGGAGUGGACGGCGGGCUGCGAGUUGGAGGGCGCUGUGUCCAUCGCCAGACCGGGCGCCAUGCCACGCUGCUGGGCGUGGUCAAGGAAGGCAGCGCCUCCGCCAAGGUCCAGUGGGACGAGGCCGAGAUCACCGUCAGCUUCCCAACUUUUUGGUCGCCUAGUGACACGCCCCUGUACAACCUGGAGCCCUGCGAGCCCCUGCCCUUCGACGUGGCGCGCUUCCGAGGGCUGACGGCCGCUGUCCUGCUGGACCUCACCUUCCUGACCGGCAUCCACGAAGAGCCCGCCAAGCCGGGCCCCAAGCGCCACGAGAAGAAGCACCGGCACGACCCCGAAGACCGGGCCGAGGCGGCUGAGGAAGCGGACGCGCCCGCCGUGGAACCCGUGCCCGGCGUGGAGGAGGGCAGGGGGCACUCGCGGCUCGAGAGCGAGGGCGGGCCCUUCCCCUCGGAGGCCGUCCCCUUGGGUGCGCUGGCGGAGGGGGCGCACCCCAGUGCCGAGGGCAGGCGCAAGGCCCACGAGCACGCCCCCAGGAGCCACGAGGCCGCCGCGCAGUCGGAGAUCCGGGCGGUGCAGCUCUCGUACCUCUACCUGGGCGCCAUGAAGUCCCUGGGCUCCCUCCUGAGCUGCAGCAAGUACGCCGAGCUGCUGCUGAUCCCCAAGGUGCUGGCCGAGAGCGGGCACAACUCGGACUGCGCCAGCUCCCCCGUCGUCCACGAGGAGGCCGAGAUGCGGGCCGCCCUGCAGUUCCUCAUGCGCCACAUGGUCAAGCGGGCCGUCAUGCGCUCGCCCAUCAAGCGGGCCCUGGGCCUGGCCGACCUGGAGCGCGCACAGGCCAUGGUCUACAAGCUGGUCCUCCACGGGAUGCUGGAGGAGCAGGGCAGCGGAGGCCGGGCCAAGACAGAGGCGGACCCCCAGGCGGAGGAGGGGGAGGGGGCCCCGCAGGCCCAGACACCGGUCACCACCAGCCCCUCGGCCUCCAGCACCACCUCCUUCAUGAGCAGCUCCCUGGAGGACACCACCACCGCCACCACCCCCGUCACCGACACCGAGACCGUCCCCGCCUCCGAGUCGCCCGGCGUCCUGCCCCUCAGCCUCCUCCGGCAAAUGUUCUCCAGCUACCCAACGACGGCCGCCCUCCCUGCGAGGCGGGCGCAGACCCCGCCGGUCUCCUCGCUGCCCACCUCCCCCUCGGACGACGUGGGCCGCCGGCAGUCCCUCACCUCCCCGGACUCCCAGUCCGCGCGGCCCGCCAACCGCACAGCUCUGUCGGACCCGAGCAGCCGCCUCUCGACCUCCCCGCCCCCGCCGGCCAUCGCGGUCCCCCUCCUGGAAAUGGGCUUCUCCCUCCGGCAGAUCGCUAAGGCCAUGGAGGCCACAGGGGCGAGAGGCGAGGCGGACGCGCAGAACAUCACGGUGCUGGCCAUGUGGAUGAUCGAACACCCGGGGACCGAGGAGGAGGAGGAGGAGCCGCGGCCGGAGGAGGAGGCCGGGGCGGACGCGCACCUCCAGGGGGGCUCCGCGGGCCUCUCGGGGGGCAAGUCCGGCGACCAGGGCUUCCUGCAGUCCCCGGGAGACAUCCCCUCCGCCGACGCCCCCGAGAUGGAGGAAGGCUUCGGAGAAAGGCUCCUUCUGUGCGCUUUCAGAGAUGACAACAUGGAGCACAGGGAAAAUGCCGCCUCGGGGAGCGGGCCCGCCUCCAGGGGGCGCUCCGCCGUCACCCGGAGGCACAAGUUUGACUUGGCGGCCCGGACGUUGUUGGCGCGCGCAGCGGGGUUGUACCGCUCCGUACAGGCCCACCGGAACCAGAGCCGGAGGGAAGGGGUCUCCCUGCCGCAGGACCCGGGCGCCUUCUACGACUUCAACCUGGACGAGGAGCUGGAGAUCGACCUGGACGACGAGGCCAUGGAGGCCAUGUUCGGGCAGGACCUGGCCAGUGAUAAUGACAUUCUGGGAAUGUGGCUCCCAGAGGUACUGGAUUGGCCGACCUGGCACGUUUGCGAGUCAGAGGACCGGGAGGAGGUAGUGGUGUGCGAGCUGUGCGAGUGCAGCGUGGUGAGCUUCAACCAGCACAUGAAGAGGCACCACCCGGGCUGCGGGCGCAGCGCCAACCGCCAGGGCUACCGCAGCAACGGCUCCUACGUCGACGGGUGGUUCGGCGGGGAGUGCGGGAGCGGGAACCCCUACUACCUCCUCUGCGGGAGCUGCCGGGAGAAGUACCUGGCCCUCAAGAGCAAGAGCAAGACCUCCGCCUCCGAAAGGUACAAAGGGCAGGCCCCCGACCUGAUUGGCAAGCAGGAGAGCGUCUACGAAGAGGACUGGGACAUGUUGGACGUGGACGAGGAGGAGAAGCUGACCGGGGAGGAGGAGUUUGAGCUGCUGGCCGGGCCCCUCGGCCUCAACGACCGCCGCAUCGUCCCCGAGCCGGUCCAGUUCCCGGACAGCGACCCGCUGGGGGCCUCCGUGGCCAUGGUCACCGCCACCAACAGCAUGGAGGAAACGCUCAUGCAGAUCGGCUGCCAGGGCUCGGUGGAUAAAGGCUCCUCGGGCCGCGUGACGCUGGGGGAGCAGGCGGCGGCCCUGGUGAACCCGCACGACCGGCUGGUGGCGCUGCGGAGGGUGACGGCGGCCGCCCAGGUGCUCCUGGCCAGGACCAUGGUCAUGCGCGCCCUCUCCCUCCUCUCCGUCAGCGGAUCCAGCUGCAGCCUGGCCGCAGGGCUGGAGUCUCUGGGCCUGACGGACAUCCGGACGCUGGUGCGGCUGAUGUGCCUGGCCGCCGCCGGCCGCGCGGGCCUCUCCACGGGUCCCUGCUCCUCCUCCUCCUCUUCGUCAUCUUCGUCCUCCUCCUCCGCGGAGAGGUCGCGGGGGGCCCUCCACAGCAAGAUGAGCAAGCCCAUCUCCUGCCUGGCCUACCUCAGCACCGCCGUGGGCUGCCUGGCCUCCAACACGCCCAGCGCCGCCAAGCUCCUCGUCCAGCUCUGCACACAGAACCUGAUCUCGGCGGCCACGGGGGUGAACCUGACCACGGUGGACGACCCCGUGCAGCGCAAGUUCCUUCCCAGCUUCCUGCGCGGGAUCGCUGAGGAGAACAAGCUGGUGACGUCCCCCAACUUUGUGGUGACGCAGGCGCUGGUGGCCCUGCUGGCCGACAAGGGGGCCAAGCUGCGCCCCAACUACGACAAGGCCGAGGUCGAGAAGAAAGGCCCGCUGGAGCUGGCUAACGCACUAGCCGCUUGCUGCCUCUCUUCAAGGUUGUCCUCGCAGCACCGGCAGUGGGCCGCCCAGCAGCUGGUCCGCACCCUGGCUGCGCACGACCGCGACAAUAGCCAGAGCGGCCCCCAGACCCUGGCCGACAUGGCCGCCGACCUGCGCAGGUGUGCCUCCAUCAAGCUGGAGGCCCACCAGAACCGGGUCACCACGUGCGUGUGGUGCAACAAGAAGGGCCUCUUGGCCACGAGCGGCAACGACGGGACGAUCCGGGUGUGGAGCGUCACCAGGAAGCAGUACUCCCUGCAGCAGACCUGCGUCUUCACCAAACUGGAGGGCGAAGCGGAGGAGAGCAGCCCCGGCUCCCCCGGCGACCCCGGCCUCUCCCUGGCUUGUUGGAGCCCCAGCGGGCGCUUUCUGGCCGGAGCCUUGGAGAAGGUGGUCAACAUCUGGCAGGUCAACGGCGGGAAGGGCCUUCUGGACGCGCAGCCACACUGGGUCUCGGCGCUGUGCUGGGCGGAGGAGGGUCCGGCCGCGGCCUGGGCGGGGGAGGCGCCCCCCGAGGCGCUGCUGGUGGGGCGCCUGGACGGCUCCCUCGGCCUCAUCGAAGUCCUGGACGCCUCCGCCAUGCGGCCCCUGGAGCUGGAGCACUGCUUCCGCAAGGACGUGUCGGUGACCUGCCUGGCGUGGUUCAGCGAGGACAAGCCUUUCGCGGUGGGCUACUCGGACGGGAAGCUGCUGAUCGGGACCAGAGAGGAGCCCCUCGAGAAAGGGGGCAUCGUCCUGGUCGACGCCCACAAGGACGGCCUCCUGAGCCUGAAGUGGGACCCGACGGGCCGGAUCCUGCUGACCUGCGCCAAGGAGGAGUCGGUCAAGCUCUGGGGCUUCUCCGUGGCCGGAGGCUGGGUCCACUUGCACUCCCUCCCCCACCCGGGCCCGGUGACCGCCGCCGCCUGGUGCAGCCUCCCCGGACGGGCGCCCAAACCACAGCUCUUGCUGGCCACUGGGUGCCAGAACGGGCUGCUGUGCGUCUGGAUCGUCCCGCAAGAUGAACUUUUGCAGCGCCAGUCCGGCCUCAAUGGCUCCGAGGGAUGGUGGGACGAGGAGGCCACUGGGAAGGAGGCCUACAGAUGCACCUUCCAGCUGCGGGGACACAUCACCCCCGUCCGGACAGUGACCUUCAGCUCGGACGGGCUGACGCUGGUCUCGGGAGGCCUGGGGGGCCUGGUCAACAUCUGGUCGCUCCGGGACGGCUCUGUUUUGCAGAGCAUAGUGAUUGGUCUCGGGUCCGUUCAGGCGGCCGUCUGGAUCCCCGAUGUCGGGGUCGCCGCUUGCUCUAAUCGAUCCAAGGACGUGCUGGUCGUCAACUGCACCCCGGACUGGAUCUCCUCCAGCCACGUCUUGGCCACCUGCCGGAGCGCCUUGAGGCAGCAGGGCAUCGUUGGCCUGAACAUGGCUCCCUGCAUGAGGGCCUUCCUGGAGCGCCUGCCCAUCAUGCUCCAGGAGCAGUACGCCUACGAGAAGCCGUACGUGGUGUGUGGGGACCAGCUGGUGCACAGCCCGUACCUGCAGUGCCUGGCCUCGCUGGCGGUGGGGCUGCGGCUGGAUCGUCUGCUGUGCCGGGCGCCCGUGGCCCCGCACCUCCUGCAGCACCAGCAGCACCAGCACCAUUACCAGCAGCAGCAACAGCAGCAGCAGGGUGGCCUGCCCCCGGAGCCCCCCGCGGCCUGGAGCCCCUCGGAGUGGGCCUGGCUGGAGUGCUUCUCCACCACCGUCAAGGCCGCCGAGGCCCUGGCCAGGGGCACGGCCUUCCCCGAGGGCUUUGCCGUCCCCGACCUGGAGCCUGUCCCCGAGGAGGAGCUCGCCCUCCUGAUGGACAACAGCAAGUGGAUCAACGGCAUGGACGAGCAGAUCAUGUCCUGGGCGACGUCGCGCCCCGAGGACUGGCACCUCGGGGGGAAGUGCGACGUCUUCCUGUGGGGCGCCGGGCGUCACGGGCAACUGGCCGAGGCCGGGAGGAACGUCCUGGUGCCGCUUCCCGCCCCCUCCUUCUGCCAGGCCCAGCAGGUCAUUUGUGGCCAGAACUGCACCUUUGUGAUCCAGGCGAACGGGACGGUCCUGGCCUGCGGAGAAGGGAGCUACGGCCGCCUGGGCCAAGGCAACUCCGACGACCUCCACGUGCUGACCGUCAUCUCCGCACUGCAAGGUUUCGUGGUCACUCAGCUGGUGACGUCCUGCGGCUCGGACGGCCACUCCAUGGCCCUGACAGAGAGCGGGGAGGUGUUCAGCUGGGGAGACGGGGAUUAUGGGAAGCUGGGCCAUGGGAACUCAGACCGGCAGCGGCGGCCGCGGCAGAUCGAGGCCCUGCAAGGAGAGGAAGUCGUGCAGAUGUCCUGUGGCUUCAAGCACUCGGCCGUGGUGACCGCCGAUGGGAAGCUCUUCACCUUCGGGAACGGGGACUACGGCCGGCUGGGCCUGGGCAACACUUCCAACAAGAAGCUCCCGGAGAGAGUGGCCGCGCUGGAGGGAUACCAGAUCGGAGAGGUGGCCUGUGGCCUGAACCACACCCUCGUCGUGUCCACGGACGGCUCCAUGGUCUGGGCCUUCGGUGACGGAGACUAUGGGAAGCUGGGACUGGGGAACUCCACCGCCAAAUCCUCGCCACAGAAAGUAGACAUUUUGUGCGGAAUCGGGAUUAAGAAAGUGGCCUGCGGGACCCAGUUUUCGGUGGCGCUGACCAAGGACGGCCACGUCUACACCUUUGGGCAAGACCGGCUGAUCGGCUUGCCCGAAGGCCGGGCGCGCAACCACAACCGGCCGCAGCAGGUCCCGGCCUUGUCGGGCGUCUUUGUGGAAGACAUUGCCGUGGGCGCGGAGCACACGCUGGCGCUCUCCGCCUCGGGGGACGUCUACGCCUGGGGCAGCAACUCCGAAGGGCAGCUGGGCCUGGGCCACACCAACCACGUCCGGGAGCCCACCCUCGUCACCUCCCUGCAAGGCAAGAGCGUGCGGCAGAUCUCGGCCGGCCGGUGCCACAGCGCCGCAUGGAGCUCCCCGCCCGUCCCCCCGCGAGCGCCAGGGGUGUCGGUGCCGCUGCAGCUGGGCCUGCCGGACGCGGUGCCGCCGCAGUUCGGGGCCCUGAAGGAGGUGAGUCCUCACACGGUGCGGGCCCGGCUGCGCCUGCUGUACCACUUCUCGGACCUCAUGUACUCCUCCUGGCGCCUCCUCAACCUCAGCCCCAACAACCAGAGCAGCACCUCCCACUACAACGCGGGGACGUGGGGCAUCGUCCAGGGGCAGCUGCGCCCGCUCCUGGCGCCCAGGGUCUACACGCUGCCCAUGGUGCGCUCCAUCGGGAAGACCAUGGUGCAGGGCAAGAACUACGGGCCCCAGAUCACCGUCAAGAGGAUCUCCACCAGAGGCCGCAAGUGCAAGCCCAUCUUCGUGCAGAUCGCCAGGCAAGUGGUCAAGCUCAACGCCUCGGACCUGCGCCUCCCGUCCCGUGCCUGGAAGGUCAAGCUGGUCGGGGAGGGGGCCGACGACGCCGGGGGGGUCUUCGACGACACCAUCACCGAAAUGUGCCAGGAACUCGAGACCGGGGUGGUCGACCUGCUCAUCCCGUCCCCAAACGCCUCGGCCGAAGUCGGCUACAACAGGGACAGGUUCCUCUUCAACCCGUCGGCCUUCCUGGAGGAGCACCUGCUGCAGUUCAAGUUCCUGGGGGUGCUGAUGGGGGUGGCGGUGCGCACCAAGAAGCCCCUGGACCUGCACCUGGCCCCCCUGGUCUGGAAGCAGCUCUGCUGCAUCCCGCUGGCCCUGGAGGACCUGGAGGAGGUGGACCUGCUCUACGUCCAGACCCUCAACAGCAUUCUUCACAUUGAAGACGGCGGCAUCACCGAGGAGAACUUCCACGAGAUGAUCCCCCUGGACUCCUUCGUGGGGCAGAGCGCCGACGGGAAAAUGGUGCCCAUCAUCCCCGGAGGGAACAGCAUCCCGCUCACCUUCUCCAACCGCAAGGAGUACGUCGAGAGGGCCAUCGAGUACCGGCUCCACGAAAUGGACCGGCAGGUGGCGGCGGUGCGCGAGGGCAUGUCGUGGAUCGUGCCGGUGCCGCUGCUGUCACUGCUGACGGCCCGGCAGCUGGAGCAGAUGGUGUGCGGGAUGCCCGAGAUCUCGGUGGAGGUGCUGAAGAAGGUGGUGCGCUACCGGGAGGUGGACGAGGCCCACGCGCUGGUGCAGUGGUUCUGGCGCACGCUGGAGGAGUUCUCCAACGAGGAGCGCGUCCUCUUCAUGCGCUUUGUCUCCGGGCGCUCACGCCUCCCCGCCAACACCGCUGACAUCUCCCAGCGCUUCCAGAUCAUGAAGGUCGAUCGGCCUUACGACAGCCUGCCUACCUCACAGACCUGCUUCUUCCAGCUGCGGCUGCCCCCGUACUCCAGCCAGAGCGUCAUGGCCGAGCGCUUGCGCUAUGCAAUCAACAACUGCCGCUCCAUCGACAUGGACAAUUACAUGCUGUCGCGCAACGUGGACAAUGCCGAGGGCUCGGACACCGACUACUGACCCCCCCUCCUUCCGGGGGCAAGAAGAGCCAACCUUGCCACCACCACCACCACCACCACCUCCCUCUCCUCUCCUCUCCUCUCCUCGCACAUCGUGCCCUUGUCAGGUUUCAGUGUCGACAACCACUUUAAUGACGAUGACAUUCUAGGUGUUUUAGGAAACAUUAAAGAGAAAACCAAACAGUGGCCACCCUUUGUUUAAAGCAAGUUCCUCUUUCCGCAACAAGACCUGGAUGUGGGUCCCGUCUGACUCUCUUUGCGACUGAACUCAACGCAGAAGGCGGGUGCGGAGGAGAGCGGUGCAAUCCUGACCCCGGUCCACCUUUUUUGAUAAGUUUGCAUGGAGCCUUUCUGGUGCAUUUCCCCCUUUGUUCGUUCGUUCGUUCCUUUGUUGGGAAGGGAGCGUUUCUUGGCCUUCCCACUGAACAUGAAGAGUUGUACAUUGUGUAUAAUUGUUCAUUAGAAAGGACAGUUUUACAUGAAUAUUCAUAUAUUUAUUUUAAUUUGAAAUGCCUGCACGGCAGCAGGGAGGGCGUCUUUUAUGCAGAGAGAAAUAAAGAGCAAACUCAAGAUCCGAA
Molecule: messenger RNA, 15792 nt
Organism: Anolis carolinensis (green anole)
Lineage: Eukaryota; Metazoa; Chordata; Lepidosauria; Squamata; Anolidae
Gene: herc1
Product: HECT and RLD domain containing E3 ubiquitin protein ligase family member 1
Exons: 80
Coding region: 270-15215 (4981 amino acids)
Molecular function (GO): ubiquitin-protein transferase activity; protein binding
Source: RefSeq, a predicted model, not a curated record